Messenger RNA from Lolium rigidum, 1839 nucleotides. Its product is annotated as probable pectinesterase/pectinesterase inhibitor 51. Gene Ontology annotation, molecular function: pectinesterase inhibitor activity; pectinesterase activity. NCBI's taxonomy places the organism in Eukaryota, Viridiplantae, Streptophyta, Magnoliopsida, Poales, Poaceae. The transcript has a single exon. Gene Ontology annotation, biological process: cell wall modification. Bases 1 to 1407 code for a protein of 468 amino acids. The record is from RefSeq and is a predicted model, not a curated record.
AUGCCGCGCACGCACGCCGGCCACCACCAGCACGCCCUGCCCCGCCGCCGCCGCCUCCUUCCGGUCGCCGCGGCGGCGGCCGCCCUCGUACUCCUCGCGCUCAUCAUCCUCGUACCCACCGCGCCGCCAGGGGAACCCGCCGCCCUCCUCCGCGCGGCCAUCGCCGCGCACCCGUCCCCCGCCUCCUACGCGCACCCAUGCGCCGACCACCUCUCGCUCUCGCUCCACCGCCUCCGCGCCGCCCUAUCCUCCCUUGAGUCCGGCGACCUACCGGGGGCGCUACACCUCGCAUCCGCCUCGCUCCAGUACCAGUACGACUGCUCCCACCUCCUGUCCAUCCCCGCCUUCCCCUCCUACACACUCACCUCCCGCUUCCUCAAUUCCCUCACCCCGCAGGCUCUAACCGCGGACCCCAAACCCUACUCCACCGCCGCGGCCUUCCCGGCGCGGAUCCGUCCGGCAGCGACCGUCUGCAAGCCAAGUCCAGCAGAGACGCCGUGCGACUUCUCCAACGUGCAAGAUGCUGUCAAUGCAGCACCCAAUUAUACUCAUGCCCAUUUCAUCAUCACCGUCGCUGCAGGUAUAUACAAGGAAAACGUCAUAAUCCCCUACGAAAAGACCAACAUUCUGCUAGUGGGCGAGGGAAUGGGGGCAACCGUGAUCACCACCUCACGGAGCGUCGGGAUCGAAGGGCUUGGCACCUACGACACCGCCACCGUGGCUGUUACCGGCGACGGGUUCCGAGCGAGAGAUAUCACAUUUGAGAAUACUGCAGGGGCAGGAGCUCAUCAGGCGGUUGCAUUCCGGUCGGACAGCGACCGGUCGGUGCUGGAGAGCGUGGAGCUCCGAGGGCACCAGGACACGCUGUACGCUCGCACAAUGCGGCAUCUGUAUCGGCGGUGCCAUAUUACCGGAACUGUGGAUUUCGUGUUUGGGAACGCCGCGGCGGUGUUCGAGGAGUGUAUGAUUAAGACUCUGCCGCGAGCAGAGGGAUCCUGGAAGACUGCACGCAACGUGGUGGCGGCGAACGGGAGGAUCGAUCCAGGGCAGACGACGGGGUUCGUGUUUCGGAACUGCACGGUGGAUGGCGACCGGGAUUUCGUCGUGCUGCACCGGUCGAAGCCGCAGUCUUACCGGCUCUAUCUGGGGCGUCCGUGGAAGGAGUAUGCGAGGACGCUGUAUGUAAGCUGUUAUCUGGGGAAGGUUGUCAGGCCGGAGGGGUGGCUUCCUUGGCGAGGGGAGUUUGCGCUUGGGACGCUGUAUUAUGGGGAGUUCGACAGCCGAGGUCCUGGCGCAAAUCACACUUCCAGGGUUGGGUGGAGCAGUCAGACAACACAACAGCAUGUUAGAUUGUACUCAGUGGAGAACUUCAUUCAGGGACAUGAAUGGAUUGGAUACCAAAUGUAGGGCAAAGUUAAUGUUUGGAUUGGUGAAGCUUCAACAGGUAAAUGCAAAAAAUAUCCAACCUGAAUCGCAAGUAAGGAAUGCUUCCAGGGAUCUGGAGUCAAGUAUCCAACUCUAUUGACUUGGUACAUAACCCAAACUGAUCUGGUUUCUGUUGUUCCUUUUUACUCAUAGUUUUUAGCUUAGACUUUCGCUUGUACAUUCAGCUACAUAUUUGUAACUACAUUAUAUUUAUAGGGUAUAUGCUGAAUUGUUUCUGAAUAUCAAGAAACUUAUUUACGCUGCUCCCUGCAUUAUAAUUACCAUGUCGCUGUCUCUUAAUUUGUUGUGUUGUAAUCUGCAUGUUUUUUUAAUCAUUUGCUCACAGAACAUGAAGAUCUUAGCCUUUCAGGAUAAGAAAAUUACAUGUUUUGUUCAUGCUAACUUGACAAAACA